This is a messenger RNA of Desarmillaria tabescens, 1163 nucleotides long. RefSeq lists its product as uncharacterized. The record is from RefSeq and is a predicted model, not a curated record. Bases 170 to 1081 code for a protein of 303 amino acids. Gene Ontology annotation, molecular function: protein binding. Lineage: Eukaryota; Fungi; Basidiomycota; Agaricomycetes; Agaricales; Physalacriaceae. The transcript is spliced from 3 exons.
CCGUGGCUUCUUCCUUUUCCUCCAUCAUCACCUACUUAAGUGAUCACGGAAGCAAAUCACUUCAACUGUGCUGGCUAGGAUACAGUAUUACUGAUAAGCGCCCUUCAUUCUUAUCAGUUUCGUCUGUUUCAAGGUGUACUUACAACAGAUACUUUCAAAAGUGUUCAGAAUGGACUAUGAUGACCAACCCCCGCCUCGGGAGUCCAUAGCGUCCUAUCCAUUCGACAGCUCUGAUGUCACCUCUGACAUUGUGCUGCUGUCGUCCGAUAAAAUCCACUUUUACUGCCACAAAGUCAUCCUCUCCCUCUCCUCCCCCUACUUUAAAGAAAAGUUCACUAUACCCUCAGGGUACGUCGAUGCGGCCCCCAUCCUAUUCAUGAGCGAAGACAGCAAAGUCCUCGACAAAAUCCUUCGCUUCUGCUAUCCCGCCGUCGAUCCCAAGUUCGAGAGUCUCUCCGAGUUUUAUCAGGUCGUCACAGUUAUGGUCAACAAGUUCUCCAUGCGUAAUGUUGCUAGACGGGCUCGGGGCGAAUUGCGCAAGUAUGCGAGAUCUGAGCCCCUUCGGGUCUUCGCUAUUGCAUAUGCCAUGCAGUGGAACGAAGAAGCGGCGGAGGCUGCUGCAUGCGUGAUCAACCGGCCUUUGUUAGCUCUCGACGAUCAGGAUAUCCCUGAGCUCGAUAUUCUCCCAUCACCUCGCGUCCUCUACCGUUUGUUCAAAACAUAUCGCACGCGGUUUGAUGCCGUUCUUCAGGCAGCAAACAGGUGCGAUGAUGAUGCCAUACUCGGUGUGCUCAACGGAAUUGCGUGUCCUGAGCACGACUCGUUUCCCGACCCUGAGGGCACGCCUACGAAGACGUGGUUCGUGAGGUAUUGUACGUCAGUUCGGGAAACGUUGAGCCACGAGCCUUCGUUAGAGACGCUUUUCACCUGUGACGAAUGGGCCCGACCGCUUGCCGAGCGUACAGCUUCUUCGUGCGGGCAUUGCUCACAGCUCGACCUAGAAAGCUUGUUUCGCAAUUGUAUUCCCUAUGUUUACUUGAGCAAUAUCAAAAAGGCUCUGAAGAUGAGAUUCGAGCUGUAGCUUCUUCUGGGAUUUACCGCUGGAUUGAUACCCUUUUCAAUAUGAUUCAAAUGACCGUGUUUCUUCCUUCUUGAGUAGGUUG